Podarcis lilfordi (Lilford's wall lizard) is the source of this 21197-nucleotide messenger RNA. Lineage: Eukaryota; Metazoa; Chordata; Lepidosauria; Squamata; Lacertidae. The record is from the annotation of a GenBank genome assembly.
AUGGCAGCGAGAAUCUUACAUGCAUACAGCUGCUAUUUCUAUGCCAGUCUACUGGAAAAUGAAGGAAAGACUAGCCCCUUGAUAUAUCCACAUGAGGAACAAGGAAUGGAGUCACACUUCUGCCCUACUGUCACAUGUCUAGACUAGUCUUUUUUUAAAAAUAAUAAUAAUAUUUAUUAAUAAUUUAAAAGUUACAGAAAAGAAAGGAAAAAAUUAAAAACAACACUACAAUACAUAAAAAAAAUAAAAAAGGCAAAACAUAAAAACAUAUGCAACAGUACAGCAAAAAGAAAAAAAAGAAAGGAAAAAAACCACAAAUCCCAUAUUACAGAUCUUUAACUUCCAUUUGUUUGUUUCAUUGACCUCCUCACACCUCCCUUUUUGUGUUCUAGUUUGAUUAGUUAUUUCAGCAAAUUCUUUCCAUCUUUCUCAAUUUUUUGUUAAAUGAUUUAUCUUAACAAUUUAACCUAUUAAUUAACUCAACAAAUCCUUUCCAUUUUUCCCCAUAUUCUGUUAUUCAAAUUACCUUAAUUUAUUUACCCUUAUCUUACCAAAAAAAUACUUUAAAGCUUAAAGCUUAAAACUCGAUUAUACAUAACUCCUGAUAUCAUUUCUACUAGAGUCAUAUAGUUUCAUUCCAACAUUUUCCCUAAUAUUCAUUAAUUUUAGACUAAUUCCCUAGGAAAAAAAAUUUCUUUAUAAAUUUUCUUCCAAUCUUCAUCCAACGUCUCUUCUUCCUGGUCUCGGGUCGUGUCAGUCCUUACUGUCCAUUCCAUCUAGUCCAUCAACCUGGUGAUCUUAUGUCCGAGGCCCUUAAGUCUCUUCCAUGUCCCUUCUGCAGAUCUUCUUCUUGUUGUUUAUACUUGCACUUUUCCUUGUCUUUUGUUGGUCUCUUUCUUAAUUUCUUUCCUUUCUCAUUGAGGAGUAGGGCUCUGGGGGAUUCCAACCCAAAAUUAUCUCCGUCUCCCUUCAUCAAACCAGCCCAUUCCCCACAGUCCCACUCCCCACAGUCAUCAAUGUAGUCCAAAAAAUAUUUAGAAGCAUAUUUCAAAGUCUCUCCAAAGUUAAAAACCUCCUCAGCUCCAGACUCCCCCUGGCCCACUCCAACUUCAAUCUUCAAAGACAGCGGCUUAUGCUCCUGUAGGGCCUCGGGUCUCUCCAUUUGUAUUAUUUGAGGUGCAACCGCAACCUCCUCCAUUAUCUUCUGCACUUGCCCAAUCAGUACAGGUUCCUAAGUUGGUCCCUGAAUGAUUUCUGUAUCAAUAUUUCCUGUUUGUUCACAGUUAUUAACCACAACAGUCAUCAAAUCCAUUUUCUCAUUCAUCAAAUCCAUCUUCUCAUGCAUCUGUUCCAACAAAGCACUUGUCUUGCAUAAAGCAAGCACCAAAACUUCCUCCCAGCUCAUAUUUGGUCAAGGUCAAAAAGGACUGAUCCCACGAUCUUAAUCUGACAGCUGUAGAGUCCUCAAGUAGACUGCAGCAACAAUUUAGCAAGCUCCCUCUAGAGGAGACAAUUUCUAUUUGUAUCCAUUUUUUAAGGCAAGUCCAACAAAGGAAAAUUACUUUCAUUUUUCAGAUAUUUUGUUUCUUUAGAAUGCAAAAGGCAACAUUGGAAUCAGUUUAUUUCUCUUCUUUAGCUAUCUGUCAAAGUAUUCCAUUCACAGUCAGUGAACCUCUCCAACAAUUUCUGUCUCUGACACCCCGUUCCCAGGUUAGAGACGGUGGAAACUUAUCUUUCUUCGCUCCCUCUCCUGCAGGCGUUAAACAAAGUCCCCCCCCCUUUCUCCUGCUUCCAAGGGGGUUUCAGUAGUUUUAAAUGAAGGAAAUUUAGACUUUUUUAACGACUUUCCAGGCUUUAGCUUACAAGGAUUUUGCUUCAGUCUAUAUACAAAAAGCGGAAGGCGGACUUCCUGUUUUGAACCUUCCCGCUUCGGUGCCAAAUUAAGAUAUUUCUUGAUAGAAUUUUCCGUUUCUACUCACGGGUACUUGUUUUAAAUCCAAUUGUCACACUUCCGGGUUAGCGCCAUCGCCGAAUGGCGGACUCCCUCCGAGCUCCGGAGGGAGUCUGCUCGGCAGGGGCUGGGUCCUACCGCGCCGGCGACGCGGGGACCCUUAAAAACCACGGGCACGGAGUCCGUGGACAUGGGUGACUCGGCUUGCACCAUUAGCGCCCUCCCGACUCGUGAAGGAGCCUUUUAAAGGCUUCGGAUCGGGUGCCGGGGAGUGGCGUGGUGCUUUGAGUCCACUGCUUUCCUGCCGAGCGCAGCCGCAUGCCAUUCGACGGAGAGCGCUGACUUCUUCUAUUGAAAAUUUGGACUAUUAACAACAACCCGUGAGUAAUUGGGAAACCGGGUUCAAAAUUUUGGAUUUGGCACGAGCGGGGCGAUUUAAAAGGAAGUCAAUCCCCCCCCCUAUUGUAAGCAUUCCAAAACAAGGACUGGGUAACCAAGGUCCAAAGGGAAGUAUGUCUCUGAUAAAAAUCAUUAAUUUCACGAUGGGAAAUUAUAAGAAAUGUGCUGGAGGAGAAGAGUGGAGGGUGAGAAGAAAAAUGCAACUCCCCCCCUGGGAACCGGGGCGAUUCGUGGAGCCUGGUGAAGAGAGACGGAGACUUUGACAGCUGUCAAAGUGGCUGUCAAAGCUGGAGAAUAUAAAGAGGACUUUGUUAUGAGGACCUUGCUGGUUAAUUUUGUUACAAUUUGCUAUAAUAUGGAUAUAAACUGUUGGAAAAUAAGCAACAAUUUGACUUUUGGAUUAGAGGAUACAAAGUUAUUACAAUCCCCUAGAGGGGUUUCGGGUUACUACAAUAACGGUCGUAAGUGGAAAAAUACCCUGGGAUUCGCACAGGAUUUGUUAUCUUCUGGGAAAGCUGCAAAACUGAAAGAGUAUUUUGUCUACAGAGGAAGACAAUGGAAAUUUUUAUUGAAGAAAGAAAGGGACUGGACGUAAGUUUUUGUUCCUGAAUAACAAACCUCUGCAGAGACACUAGAUUUCUGAAUUAGAAAGUUUUAGCAGCUGAACAGGACAAGAAACCUGAGAAAGUGAGGAAUAAGAAGAAUAAAGGACUGAUUACUGUUGGUUUCUAUUUCCUUCACUGAGCAGCAACUGCAGUCACAAGACAUUGUUUUACAUUCCACAGUCUGUACUGUUGGAGUUUCUCACGGGAAAGGGAGACUGGAUGUGACGUACACUGGUUUCCUGUUUUUCACUCUGUGUGAUUCUCUCCAAGCUGUCGAGGAGAGAGGAUGCAUUUUUCUGCUCUUGCAGAGGCAAGAUGUCUUUCUGUAAUAUACCAGCUUUGAACUGUAAAUAAAGCAAUAUAGAGUAUGUAUCACAUUUUCCUCAUCCUUCCGCUGGGCACGACAGACUCUGCUUUAAAUCAACACGUGGUUAUGGGCCCAGAGGUCGAAUCGGAGUGCCGGCAAAGGAUCGGAAUGCAGAGGGACGGAUCGGAAAGGAAUCUGCUCUGCGCGUAGAAGUGAUUGAUGAGGUAUGUGCUACUGCUCCGGGCAGCCUGCCAGCUUCAAGAUAAUGGCUUUAUGGCUGGACUUUGAACUUUUAAAGCCGGUUUUGCCGGGAAUAGGCAAAGGCUCCCAGGCACAAGUCACUAUGCUGGGGAAAUCGAAAGUAACUUUUAAGUGUGCCUUUGUAAUAAAGCAGCUGCAGCAGUGACGCAGCAAGAUUUAAAGCAGCAUAUAAUGACGCUGAAGGCUAAUGCCAGAGUCAUGAUGGCCCUUCAGGAUGCUUGUGGGAUUCCUAAGCUCAACAAGACAAAUUACAGCGACUGGGUUCAGUAUGCAGAGGCAAUUCUGCGGAAAGAGGGUUUGUUUGAGGUGAUUACAGAAACCCCCCCAGUUCCAGUUACAGAUGCAUGGGAAGCUAAGGAUUCCAAAGCAAGGGGAACUCUUACAUUGAUAGUAUCCCCAGAAGAGCUCUGUCUAUUGCGUGAUAAGACCUCAGCCAGAGAAAUUUGGGACGCUCUGAGAGAGGCUCACUUAAGGACAGAAGCUGGAUCCACUAUGUUUUAUUUUAACAAGCUGCAUAAUAUGGCUCUUGCUGAAGGUGGAGAUGUGCGUUUACAUCUAAUGGAGAUGCAAAAUCUGAGACAUGAGCUGCAACAGAGAGGACUCAACUUUCCAGAGGCUGUGUAUUCUUUCAUGAUACUACAAUCUUUGGGUUCAGGUUGGGAGUCUGUUGCAACCCAGAUUGCUGUGCAACCAACUGCUCAGCUGACAGUGGACUUUGUUACUGCCGUGAUUUUAAAUGAAGCAGAUCGCCGGGGUGCUAGCUGCAUGGGCAAGGGAGAGUCUUCACAGACGUCAUCCCAUAGUGCAGUGGAACCACCAGAUGGCGCCAAAGCUCUGAAGGCAGUGAAGUGCUACUCGUGUGGACGUCUAGGCCAUAUGAAGAGGGAAUGCAGACAUCCCAGGGCCAAGACAGAGCAGCGCAGCGAAAGCUCAUCGCGCGGAAAAGGCCGAGGCAAAGGCAAAGGUCCGGUGUCUAGGACAACGCAGCACAAGGCUAUGGUUUCACGCUUCACUCCAAAGGUUGCAGAGGUCCAGAAGACGUCUAGAUCUUUCUUCGUAGUUGAUUCAGCGGCCACCCACCACAUGUGCAACGAUAAGAAACUGUUUGUGUCUUUUACACCGCAGGAAGGUGCGAUUCACCAGGCGGAUGACCACACUAUUCCCAGUAAAGGCUACGGAACUGUUGUUCUUCACAGUUUGGACUUAUCGAUACAGAAUGUGCUUUACGUGCCAGACGCCAAACAUAAUCUGCUCAGCGUUGGACAGCUGAAUGAGCGGAACAUUGACGUUUCCUUCAAGAACAAGAAGUGCAUCAUCACAAAGAAAAAUGAUUAUGUAUUGCAUGCAGAAUAUGUUGAUCAUUUGUUUGUUUUGUAUUAUGAUGAUGUGGUGCAGGAUGACACUUGUUGCAUUGCAGGUUCUAACAAAAGUUUGCAUGCAGAAUGUAUUCACGAUUUUCAUCGAAAAUUUGCUCAUUUGCAUUUUGAGGCAGUAUCUAAAAUGCCUGCCUUGGUUGAAGGUAUGACUAUUAAACCCUGCAGGUACCACAUGAAGUGCAAAGCAUGCGCAGCAAACAAGGUGAAAAUGGCUGCGAAAGGUAAGGUGUCUAGUAGGAAAGCUACAGAACCAUACCAGGUUGUUCAUGCUGAUUUGGUUGGACCACUAGCGCCCUCUUUGGGUGGAAAUAGGUACUUCAUGGUUCUCAUUGAUGCAUUUUCUAGAUAUAUUUUUGUGUACAAUCUCAAGCAGAAAUCGGAGGCUUUUCCUAGGUUCAAGGAAUUCUGUGCUUGGUUGGAAAAUGUGCAUGGUAAGAAGAUAAAGACUCUUUUCAGUGAUCGCUGGGGAAUUCACUUCUCAGCAGUUUGAAGCUUUUCUGACUGAGAAAGGAAUUCAACACGAUUUGUCUAGUCCUCGCUCGCCAUGGCAGAAUGGACUUGCGGAACGGGCAAAUCAGACAUUGCUUCAAGGGUUAAAGACCUUGCUGCAUGAUGCCAAUCUUCCAGAGAGUUAUUGGGCCGAAUCUCUCUCGUGUUUUGUUUACAGUUACAAUCGCAGGUUAUCUUCAGCGAUUGGUUGUACUCCUAUGAGAAGAUGUUUGGCAAGAAGCCAUACAUCAAACACAUGAAGAUUUUGGUUCUGACAUGUGGGUUCGCUCACCACAAAACUCCAAGUUAGACAAGCGUGGAUUGCAUGGUAUCUUUCUAGGUUAUCAGAAAGGGUCUUACAGAAUAAUGAUGACUGACUCUAAGACAAUUAAGCUCACGAGAAGUGUUGAGUACAAUGCAAAGUGGGGAGAAUGUGGGAAUUUUCCAAUGUUAUCCUGAUGACGGUGAUGAGACUGAGGAUAGUCAAAAGCAACCACAACAACCCACACCCACUGAUGAAGGUUCUGAGUCUGAAUCUGAAACUGAAUCGGGUGAUUCAGAGGAUUUCAAGAGUGCGAAAGCCUCUAUGCGACCCUCUGAAAGCUCUGAUCAAGAAUUGGAGGAACCAUUGUUCACAAUAGGUCGUUUUUCUCCUAAGAAGGAAGAGGAGAGUGUUGAAGACUUAAGGCUAAUUCGUAGGUCACAGAGAGCCACAAAAGGCAAACCUCCAAAGAGAUUUGCUGAUGAGUUUGCUAAGAUAGCAGUAACAGCUGUUAAAAGCUCCAAGAAGGUAUUUGAACCUUCAAGUUUCCAAGAAAUCCAGGGUUUGGAUUCAAAGGAAGCUGAGCCAUGGUUAAAUGCCAUGAAGGCUGAGCUUGAUUCCUUAGAAAGGAACAAAACAUGGGAGCUAGUUCCAGUAGUUCCAGGAAUGAAACUGCUUGGAAGCAAAUGGGUCUUCAAAGCGAAGACAGAUCAAAAUGGCAAGAUAGUCAGACACAAAGCCAGAUUGGUAGCCAGAGGUUUUGCACAGGUACCAGGUGAAGACUAUCACGAGACCUAUUCACCCACAGUGAGAUAUGAAAGCAUUAGGCUUAUGCUCAAGCUAGCUGCAGAGGAAAAUCUACACAUUAGUCACCAUGAUAUUAAUACAGCUUUUCUGUACGGAUCUCUAGAUGAAUCACUUUAUAUGCUUCCACCUGAUGGCGUACAGGUAAAACAGGGAUUUGUUUGUGCUCUGAAGAAAUCCCUUUAUGGUCUCAAACAAAGUGCACGGUGUUGGCACACAAAACUCACUGAAGUAUUGUUUUCUCUAGGUUUUCAGCAAGGGAAAGCUGAUCCAUGUGUAUUUGUCAAAGAGGAGGGGCAAAAGAAACUGUACUGUUUGUUUUAUGUUGAUGAUUUAUUAUUCUUUUGGAAAGAUGUCGCAAUGUACAAUAACGCCCUAGCUCAACUGAAAGAGCACUUUGACAUGAAAGAUCUUGGUGAGGUAAACAACUACCUAUCUCUGGAAAUAGAGAAAGAUCAAGAUGGUAACAUUCUAGUACACCAGUCACGGAAAAUUGCUGAUGUGUUAAGCAAACUAAAUCUGAUGGAUGCUAACCCUGUAGACACACCGAUGACAACAGGUUAUCAGGUAGAUGACACUGAAGAAGCAUUUUCUGACACUACACUGUACAGGAGUGUGCUAGGCAAACUAAACUUCAUUGCCAGAUGUUCAAGACCAGACAUUGCUGUUAGCUGUAAUUUGCUAAGCAGACAAGUCAACAAUCCUAGUGUCAAGGAUUGGAAAGCUCUGAAACGCAUAGCGCGGUAUUUGAAAGGCACUAUGCAUUACAGACUGAGAUUUAACAAUCAGAAGUCUGGUGGUCUUGAGAUAUUUGCAGAUGCAAGUUUUGGAAGUGACGCUCCAGACGGGAAAGGUACGUCUGGAGUUUGCUACAUGUACAAUCAGGGUCCUUUUGAUUGGUCAUGCAAGAAGCAAACAACAGUUAGCUUAAGUACUUGUGAAGCUGAACUAAAUGCACUGUCUUAUUCACUUAAGGAUUGUGAAUGGUUAGUACAAUUGUGCAAAGAUAUGAAAAUUCCUGUCAAAUGUCCAAUCCAGGUUUACCAGGACAACAAAGCAUGUUUGGCUUUGCUGAAGUCUGAAGGUUGUAAGCAAAGCACAAAGCACUUGCAAUUAAAGUUGCAGCAUGCUAGGGAAUGUAUUCAGAAGGGACUCGUAACGGUGUCCUAUAUGCCAGGUAAUGAAAUUCCUGCUGAUGUAUUGUCCAAGAUUGUAUCAAGGGAUCAACACUGUACCUAUGUGCAGAAGUUGGGUUUGUACUGAUAUUGUACGAACACGCUGCCCAGUGAUGUUCACAGAAAGGGGGAGGAUGUUGGUUUCUAUUUCCUUCACUGAGCAGCAACUGCAGUCACAAGACAUUGUUUUACAUUCCACAGUCUGUACUGUUGGAGUUUCUCACGGGAAAGGGAGACUGGAUGUGACGUACACUGGUUUCCUGUUUUUCACUCUGUGUGAUUCUCUCCAAGCUGUCGAGGAGAGAGGAUGCAUUUUUCUGCUCUUGCAGAGGCAAGAUGUCUUUCUGUAAUAUACCAGCUUUGAACUGUAAAUAAAGCUAUAUAGAGUAUGUAUCACAUUUUCCUCAUCCUUCCGCUGGGCACGACAGACUCUGCUUUAAAUCAACAAUUACGACACGGAAAGAACAACGGGAGGAGUGGUAAAGAUCAAGGAAAUUAAAGGCCUUUGUUAGAUUGGACAUUUGAAGUUAAAUAUUAUUUAAAUUAAUAAACUAAAAGAAAACCGGCAAGAUGGAAUCGGGGAGAAAUAUGGUCAUGAAAUGAAAUCAAUUGUCCACAGGAAAAAGUCAGCGCUCUCCGGCGAUGGCUGUGCGACUUCACUCCGUGAAAGUAGCAAUCAGUUCGCAGCACCGCGCCGCUCACCCCACUUCACUCCAGAGCCCCAAAAUGGGGUUCCCGGUGAGUAGGGGGGGCGCUCCUGGUGCCCUGCCGAACUCCACGUUCCCAGGCUUCCUCCUCCUGGGAUUUCUAGUGGGUUCCCACCUUCGCCGCGGCGGGAAGACCCAGUUUCCACGGAGCCAGUUCCUUCGGUCGGAGGAACUCCGCCAUUCGCCGAUGGCGCUAACCCGGAAGUCCCAUGUCUAGACUAGUCUUGCCCUUAGUUGUCUACAUGCUGAGCAUGGCCAUCUGGCAGAGAACCCCAGUGUAUGAGCAGGUGUUCACACCUAUGUGUUCCCUUCCUAUGUCCAUGCUCAAAUGAGUGGCUGUGAAGGGCAGAGCUGGCCUGGUCUUACAACACCAGGCGCACAACCUAAUUCCUUGUUCUAUGGGUGUGCCUCUGUCACAGAUUUAACAUCACUACUGUGGAGCAGAGUAGUCAUUCCCCUCCCCUCCCCCUUCAGCAAGUGUUCUUUGAAGAAAGGCUGAAUCGGGGCAUUUAUUCCCCACAGUUGCCAGAGAAACCACCUUCCUCUUAAAGUCAAACCAUGAAGGAACAGCUAAAUUUGCUCUCACUCACAAGGACCUUAGUGUCACACUAAUACGGAUUUUGAAAGGCAGCUUAAUUUUAUUCAUAGUUUCAAUGUUUUUGCACCAUCCUUUUUAAAUAUGUCACGUUUGAAACAGCAAUAACAAAACCUAAGGAAUCUGGUUUGGGGGGAAAGCUGGUUUGGGGAUUAUUUGUAUGGAAUAUAUUUUUCACAUUUCUCGUUUGAUUUUGUGGUGCACUGCUGCUGAUCCAGUUUCUAAGCAAUACUAUAACCUCAUUGUUUACAUAUUGACUAAAGGGUGAACAUCUCAAACUUCCUCUUUAGUGGAGACGGGAACCAUAUUCUCCUUGUAUAUAUCACACACAUACACCAUUAACUAAAAUUAAACUGUGAAAUAGAUCAACAGCUAGAGGUCUUGGCGCUCUGCUGGUGGCACUAGAAUGUCUAGCAGUAUUCAAGAGAUGGCAUAAAAUCCAUUUAUGAAUGGCAGUGGCUAUGCACAUAAUUUCCCACCUCCUGCUGGACAGUGAUGAAGGAGGAUGGGGCCUUCCUGCCAAGUUUUCUAUUCAUGUUCACUUUCAAGUAUGCAGUUCUGCCAAUUUAUUUAAUUAAGAAUUUUAGCCUCUGCAUUUGUUAGCCAUAAUGAGAACAGAAAGCUGGACUAGAUGGGUCUUUGGUGUGAUCCAUUAGGGCUCUUCUUGUGUUUACUGUGAAGCUUUCCUAACCCAUUACACCAAAAUAAUAAAUGCCAGGAUUAGGCACAGUGCAUUUUUGUUUUUAAUAAGACUACAUUGUUAGUGUUGAAUUAAUAAAUGUGUGUGUUCGCAUUCCUGUUAUUCCUAAUUAAUUACAAACUGAUAGUACCACCUCAUACCGUACAUCUCUUGACAGGUAUAGCUGCAUAAUCUAGUGUCCAGCAAAUAUGCAUUGAAAGGCUGUGUUACCUUGGUAAUUAAAAUGUAAGUGUUUUAAUUGACUGACAUUUUGCAGAAAUGGUAAUAGAUAGUGCACUGAGCCAUCCUGAACCCCCACAAAAGGCUGGCUGGGUAAGAGGGUGGAAGUGCUAUUGGUGGUGCCACUCCAUCAGCAAAGAUGGUGGAGCAACAUGUUCAGCCCAGACCCCCCUCAUGCCUGUGAAAAGCUCCACGGAUGUAGAGCUGCCAUCAGUGGUGCUUCCACCAGAAGUAGGGACCAGAGGAGGAAUUCCAGGGGCAUCAAGGCCUUGCUGGAGGUGGCCUUGGAUCUACUACCUCCAAAUACAAUAAACAAUGAAGAAGAUACUAUAUUUAAAAAGAUAUGCCCUCCCUGAUCACUAUUACAUCAGGAACAUAGGAAACAUCCUUAGACUACAUCAGACUAUUUGUCCACCUAAGAACAUUAAAAGAGCCUGCUGGAUAAGACCAAUGGCCCAUCUAGUCCACCAUCCUGUGGGAUGCCUAUGGGAAAUCCACAAGCAGGACCUGAGCACAAUAGCAUUUUCUCCUCCAGUGGUUGCCAGCAACUGGUAUCAGAAGCAGUGCUGCUUCCAAUUGUGUAAGCAGAGCCUAGCCUCUCUGGGCUCUUUCACUUCACCUGUUAUCUUACUUUGUUUUGUUUUUACUGGAUAUACCAGAAAUAGUACCUACGACUCUCUGCAUGCAAUACCUGUGCUUUACCGCUGAGCUAUGGUCCUUCAUUAGUAUAUUGUAUACACAACUGGCUGCUUAUGCAUACUAUUAGACAUGUGCAGCCCCUCCCAUAAAUACAACUUGGCACUUGCAGCACAGCUGACAACAUGUAGGCGUUGGCAGCAGGAAACUCCCCCAGCGAACAAGGGAGACACAUGGCAAGUGACUAGAUCCAUUUCCACAUGUGUGACUUCGUUGGACAGAAAACUGUACUUCUUGUGUCAUUUUCUAUGCCUUUGGGUGGGAUUCUUACUAAAUGAUCUAUUUUGUAACAUGCUAAAUGCUAUGAUGAAAUGUGUGCCAUGUAAUCAGGUGUAGAAUAUAUCACCUUAAUCUGCAGGUAAAUUCUUUUUCCCCCUUUUUUUUUGAGUGGAGAUGGACAAUUAUAAGCAUCGUUAUUUUAAUUUGAAAUUACAUUGGUAUAAUAAGACUGUUAGCAUGUCACUACAGUGGAAUUCAUCAAGAAUUUUAAUGAUAAUAAUUGGAGAUAACUUUAGAGCCUUACCUAAUUCUGAUUCAGUUCAUCAACUUCCAGUAUGUUUCCAUGUGGCUUUUUCACAGACCAGUAACACUGGGGAGUCUUAACCAGUUACCUCCAAGGUGAUUCAACCAUCCAGAUAGGCAGAAAUAACUGAAUCAUGGGGUCCCUUUUUCAUGGAGCAAAUCAAACUAACUUUGGAAAGGGGCAUUGUAUUAUAUUACUGACAGACUAGAUGGGCCUUUGUUUGUCAACAGUCAGAAUCUUAACAAAAUUUUCAACUAUAGUAAGAGCCUAUUGUACCUGCACCUCAUUUUGCUGAAAAAGUGCUCUCUCUGUAUAUUUCAACUCAUUAAUUACAUAUCCUAAAUACAUACUUGAUGCACAGUGUUGCUUUCUUUAUAUGUUAUUUGUUAAUUUAUGUGACAUGCACAGACUUAAAAAAAGAAACCAAACAUCAUGUUUUAAAAAUAUAAUGAAGCCAUCAAGUUUUACUUUCCUUUAUUAUUGUUGGCAGAAGGGUUCAGCAUUGUUCCAUUUCAUGUUGGGGGGAAAGACACCUUAAUAGGUCUCCCUUCAUUCCCUUUGUUUCUCUUUUAUGUCAGCUAAAAGGUAUCUUGCACCGUAGUACCAGAUAUUUCCUUUGUUCAUACUGACAAGGUUUUUUUGUGUUACAGGAAAAUGACAGCGAUAAACGGCUUUCUGACACUGGCAGCAGAAACAAUGCUUUUGGGUAGAUAUGCUUGUCUUCCACACACAAUGUGCUGUUUGAGACCUUUGCGGGGAAUUGUUUUGAACCCAAAACAAAGCAAAAGAGGAAAGUGAUGGGCUGUGGGAGGAAAACAGGUUAGUCAUAAUUGGCUUGACAUAACCAGGAGCAAUUCUGUGCUUUGUAUGCAUGUGUUUGUUAUUUUUUUAGGGCUGAAUUAUGAGGGUCCUUAAACUUGAGUUUGUUUCAGUUUCCCUUCCUGAUGACAUCCUGUUUGUGUAAGUCCCCAGGUGUGUUUUCUCCAAAUGCCAUUGACCUUAGCUUUUUAAAGCUGCUAUAAGUUUGCGAUACACAUUUGGGGGUGGGGGUGGGGAGUGACAUCUCCCAUUGUACUAGUAAAAGCAGACAAGAUGCACUUACCUAUUUCAAAAGCAAGACAGACAAACAAACCCCAAUCAAAAACAUAUAUCCUGUCAAAAUGUGUAUUUAUUUAUUGAAAUUGCAUCAUGCUCUACCUUCCAAAGGAGUCCAGGGCAGCAAACACAUCCACAUUUCUUUUUUAUUAAAAAAAGCAUUCUAAAAUAGAUAUAACAUUCUGAAAACAAAUACAAUUAAAAACAUUAUAUCAUCCAGUUAUAUCGGGGUUGCCAGUAACAUGAUUCUUCAGCCACCAAAUGCCUGCAUAAACAGGAAUGUUCUCAAAAUCCUCCUGACAGUUAAUAAUGAUGUGGGCAAAAACACCUUACUAGGGAGGGCAUUCCACAAAUGGGGAACCACCGGUAAAAAGGCCCUGUCUGGGCUGCUGCUGGGGGUAGAUGGGUGUUACUAACAAUGUGAACAGUUACAACUUUCAAAGUAUCACAAAACCCAAAUGCAUUUUGACUGUUGUCUUUCUCUGUGGUCUCUGGUCUAUGCAAGUUCCGCAGAACAAAUUGGUCAAGUGAGUGUGCUCAUUAGCAUUUGCCCAUGUGUGGUAAAGUCCAAUUUCUAUGCAUGGUGUUAAGUUGAAAGCCAGAAUUUGAAAUGCUUUUUCCUGCGCCCAUAUGUUUAUUUGAAUAAAACACCAUCUGAGGUCUUUCUUUGUGUGCCUCCGACAUAAGAGUUUUGGAGUGUGGCAACAUGAGAACGGGCCUUUUCUGCAGUUAUACACUUCAUUAUACACCUUUGGGCACCAGGGGAAAAUGUUCCUCUUCAACAAGGUCUUUGACUGAUUACAUCUGAUACGUUGUUAAAUGUGUUGUGAGAGAAGGGUAGGAGGCAUUAUUGGGGGGGGGGUCUAGUUUUUAUUAUGUAUUUUGUGGUUUUUUUAUAUUGAGCUUUCACAUUUUGAGCCGCCACAUGACCUAUGGAUGAAGGCAGCUUCCAAAUUUAAAUAAUUAAUUAAUAAUAGAAACGGAAUUUAGACCUUUGCUGCUGUAUCACAUUGAUUAUCUAAGGACUGACUGAGAAAUUUUGGAAUAAUUUCAAAAUUCCAAAUAAUAAUUUGGAAUUUUGGAGUGCCCCAGUCCUACUCCAGAAAGAGAUGUGCAGCAUGGACCUAUGCAUGUUUACUUGACAGUAACACUCACUUGUUAUUAUGUUAUAUUAUAUUAUAAUAUGUUAUAUUAUGUUAUAUUAUGGGGUCACGAAGAGUCAGACAUGAUUAAAUGACUAAACAACAACAACAACAACACUUGCUUGUGCUCUAUGGGACUUAGGACCAGUCUUAGGAGCCACAAGUUCACAAGCAGCACAUGCAUCAGAAUUGUGGUGUGUGUUUAGAUACAUUGCAUUGCAUUUUGACACCAUUUAUUUUUAGUUUCUAUCAAUACUAAAAUAUAAUGAGAACCAUUGCUUACUGGAAUUGUGAACAUGUACAUGUAUAAUUCUAUGAUUCAAUGCAGAUCAGUCAUUCUAAAAGUUCAGCAUGAGUUUAGAACUCGUACCUGUAGGACCUGUUUGUAAAAAAAACUUGAUGCAAAUUAAGAUGCUCUAUUUCACAUUAAUUUCUUCACAUUUUAUUACUUCAGGAAGUAAUAUUAAAUAUAUGUUGUGCUUCUUCAAUAUAUGCUAGCUACGUAUCUUGGUUUCAGCACACGCAACAUGAGAACAAGAUUGGAUAAACAGGUGUGCCGAUGUCUGUUUAUCUCACACAAAACGCUUUUCACAGACACUCAAUAAGGCUUUAUCUUCCUGCAAGAUGGAUAGGGAAGAAAAUGCACAUCACAAUCUCCACAUUGCAAAGUGAUGAAUCAGAACUCUGGACAAAUCAAUUUGUUGUUCUUGGCAUUUGAUCUAUCUCACUUAACCGAUGAGCGAGAUCUGGCCUCUUUUAAAGGGCAAAUUAGUGAGUGAGAUACAACAUCAAGUACUAAAUGUACAUGUCUAAAUAACAUAAGACUUAUCUCCAUUUUCUCGGAGAAAAUGAAUUGAGGUGGGGGGCAUACCUAUUUUUUGUCAUUGAAUGAAAGAACUGUGCCAGUAUCUUUAAAAAUACUCUUAAUAGAAUCAUUAUUUUUACAUUGAUCCAAUGGAAUAAAUUAUGACUAGGGGGGGGAAACCCCAUCUUUCCCCCAUCUAUAUCACUUUCUCAUGUUUUUACUCAUUGUUUCAUUUCUUCAUUGAUAUGUAAUUUAAUGUGACUUUUCUCGAAAUGAAUGUUUAAAUUAAAGUGCAUAUUUACAUGCAUAUUUGUAUAGCUUUGAACAGUGGAUAAUUUUUAUCAUUUCUGUAUUUCAUUUUUGUUAACAGCUUAGAGAUGAUUGAUAUACCGCUUAACUACAAUUGCUUAAAUAAACCAAACAAACACACACAAAAUUGUUGGGCAGUUAAGCUCCAACCACACAAUAAUCCAUGAUGUGGGGACCAGGUCAUUUUAUAUAGAAACUUGCAAAUACUGAAUUCAUCAAGCAUCAGUUGGAUGGACCCCAAAAGCAGACUGUUUAAGAGCAUCACAUAGAUCUCUGUAAGAAGCAAGAUAUAAAUGUAAAAAAUAAUUAGAGGCAACUUCAUUAAAUCAAUGUUUUGUCAUUGGGUAUACACUUGCGUGGGAGUAAGUCCCACUAAAUUUAAUGGGGCUUACUUCUCCAUAUACAUGUGUAGGAUUAUGCUGUAAAUCAAAUAAUUGGAAAUUGGAAGACUGGUAUUUUCUGAUCACAUAAGAAUUUGGCAAAACAGCAUUUAGUUUUUGAAUAUUUGCACACAAAGAUCAUAUUGAAAUAACUAGUUAAUUAAAAUAAAGAAGCAAAAUAUCUCCUUUUAAGUUUGAUUUCUUAAAUUAUUAAAAUCUAUAAUCUGUAUUUAAUAAUAGUAAUAUAAAUUGCUGUUUUUUCCCCCAUCCAUUUUCAAUACACAUGCUUUGGGCUGACAUAGCACAAUACUGAGGUAUUAAAAUAGCAUUUAUAAUAGUUAUAUCUUAAAGUUUGUAUAUCAUUAGAAAAAGAGAGAGAACAUGCCACCAACUCUAUUUCUCCAAAACCUUUUAAUGAUGUGAUUAAAACAGCAAGAACAAAUAUGGAAGUUGCCAUUAUUUUUCUAAUGCUGUAAUAUAUAUGAAUAACUCCCAAAAUGUAUUAUCCCGGAUGAGUAAAUACUGAACACCAUGUGGGUGAAUAUGUUCACACUACAUUUUUGAAAUCCCAUUACAUAAUCCAGCUUUAGUUGAAGUAUUUGGAUUUAGGGUAAAUUAACCUCAUUAUUCAGAACGCGGGUGGAGCUGUGGUCUAAACCACAGAGCCUAGGGCUUGCCGAUCAGAAGGUCGGUGGUUCAAAUCCCUGCGGCGGGGGGAGCUCCAGUUGCUCAGUCCCUGCUCCUGCCAACCUAGCCGUUUGAAAGUAGAUAAAUAGGUACCGCUCUGGCGGAAAGGUAAAUGGCAUUUCCGUGUGCUGCUCUGGUUUGCCAGAAGCGGCUUAGUCAUGCUGGCCACAUGACCCGGAAGCUGUACACCGGCUCCCUCGGCCAAUAAAGCGAGAUGAGUGCUGCAACCCCAGAGUCGUUUGCGACUGGACCUAAUGGUCAGGGGUCCCUUUACCUUUUUAACCUCAUUGUUAGCAAUUUGGUAUGUAACAUUUCAAACACUGAAUUUUCACUUGGGUUGUUGUUCACAGGGGAACUCCCUUUAUUGUGGCAUUUGCCACUUAUUUCUAAACUUUCUAGUAUACGACAAUUGGAGCAGAGACAGGUCAUAUUUCCAUAUUAAUUCCUUCUCAUUCAAGCAUUUUUAUAGCAGUUCAUCAGCGACAUUGUUAAAACUUCUGCAGAGGAUCACUUUAUGUCUACUUUAUGCUAUUUCUCUUGUACUAAGCUCUUACCACAAAACAACUGUUUAGAAGGUAAUACUGAGGGAAUUAAUAGUGGCAUACAGUCAUUGGGGAAAGAAAUCAAUGGGCCUCAUAGGACCAAACUAGACAUAAGAUUAAAUUUGUUUUCAUUUUAUUUAUAUGAGAAUUUCUAUCACGUCCUUGUAAUGGAUAUGCAUCACUCAUGACAGCUUACCGCAAGUAAUAUCACAGUAUCAUCAUAAAACCACGUUAUUAAAAAUACAACAGAGGCAAGGAGGUCAGAUUAAAAACAAGUAACAUAUUAUCUGACCACGUUAUCUGACUGGUAGGACAAAAGCCCACAUUAAAGCAUUUAAUGUGUGUGAAUUUUUCAAAUAGCUGCCACAGAGUGGUGAGCUGGAUUGGGAAUCAACAAGUAGACAGAGGGAGUUUAAAACCUCACACCUUGCAAUCAACAUUGCUCUUUGCAUUGACGUUGAUGGCAAUGACAUCUUACUUCUCAAUGCAAAAGAGCAAAGUAGGGAGGUGAUUUUUGUCAGAAUCAUGGGAGAAAGGGGGAUUAAACUACCCCUCUCUUUCCACUGUGAUCUGUACAUAUCCUGUUAGCCUCAAUGAAGAGAGCAGUCGGCCUUAUAGAAAGAUGUACAUUAGCCAUAAUGCCUUGGGCACCACAUCUAGUUGGCCUAUAGCCAUAGCCUGCCAUCAAUAUUGAUUUUCAUUAGGUUACAGGGAAGCAAAGAUAUAUUUCACAUGCAGUAUUUAUGCUCCACAAAGGUUUUUGGACCCAAAGUAUUUUGCCUAGGGAGUAAUUGAUAUGGAGGUUCAACUAAUGAAAACCUAAUUACCAUGAUAUAUCUUCAAAUUCUGUAACUUCAGGUGUUGGGAGUAUUAGAGGCUGAUUAAAAUCAGGAGUCAGUAACUUACACUUAAAAUCUUGGCUAUAACUCCUGGAGUACCUGCUCCCUGCCUUGCAGGCCUGGGAAUCUGGGUCCCUGACUGACUGCAGCUACAGAAGCUGAGGUGGCUGACCAGACUCUUGCGUAGAGGGGUUGUGUGGGUGGGUGGGGUGGUGUUCUGCUGCUGCUGUUAUUAUUGCUUCAAUUGCUUUAAAUUGUUUUUAACUUGUGGUGUUUUUUUUUAAUUUGGAGGUUUUGUUGUUUUUUUGAAUUAGGGAAGUAAAUUGCGCCUGAGAAGAGAAGAGCAGGUAAUCCCAAUAACAAAGAGCCGCUUCUGGUCAGUGUAUAAAUUUACCCAUGGUGGAUAGAGAGGAGUUUUCCUCCUCUUAUAAUACUAGAACCCAGAACAUUCAACGAAGCUGAGUGUCAGAAGAUUCAGCACAAGGAAAAGGAAGUGCUUCUUCACACAGCAUAUCGUUAAACUAUAGAAUCUGCUAUCACAAGAUAUAGUCAUGUCUGCCAACAGAACUGUCUUUAAUAGGGAUAAGACUAGUAUCAGAGGUGGCAUGCAUCUGAAUGUCAAUUGCACUCAUCUAGUUGGCCAUUGUCAGAACUAGAUGCUGGACUAGAAGGACCUUUCUUCUGAUCCAACAGGGUGCUUUUUACAUUAUUAUAAACCACUGAGCCUCUUGGGCUUGCCAAUCAGAAGGUUGGUGGUUCGAAUCCCCAUGACGGGGUGAACUCCCGUUGCUUGGUCCCAGCUCCUGUCAACCUAGCAGUUUGAAAGCAUGCCAAAAAAGUGCAAGUAGAUAAAUAGGUACUGCUCUGGAGGGAAGGUAAACGGCGUUUCCGUGUGAUGCUUUCUGUGUUCGGUUUCGGUGUUCCAUUGCUCCAGAAGCAGCUUAGUCAUGCUGGCCACAUGACCCAGAAAAACUGUCUGCCAACAAACGCCAGCUCCCUCGGCCUGUAAAGGAAGAUGAGCGCCGCAACCCCAGAGUCGUCUGCUACUGGACUUAACUGUCAGGGGUCCUUUACCUUUUUAUGUGUAUACGAUACUCAACUAGGUGGAUUCAAUACAAGGUAGCUUCCUAAGUCCCUUUGUUUAACUUUUGAUAUACACACUUGAGCAGUUGAGGCCACAUAGUGAUCCACCUCAAGACACCUUAUUAACUGCACUAUCUGACUCUGAAUUCUCAGAAUGUGAUAACCUUCCCUGAAUCACCCCAUGAAUUCACCAUGUAUUUUGGGGUACAUGCAAAGCCCAAGGCAUUCCCCUGCUAUAAACAGGACUUCCAAUGUGAGAGCAACAUCAGCAUGUUGCAUAAAUAUAACACUGAGCCUCCAUUCCCAAAGCAAGAGCAGAUGCCAUAUUUCAGAAGCUGAGGAGUCUUUUUCUUUUACUAUCCAUAUGUGCAACCCAGAUUUGCUGACAGACCCAGUUAAUUGGUAGGUAACAAGAAGAGAGAUUAGAAAAUGACAGGUGGUAGAAGAGUACACAUUACAGUAUUAACCUAUUCUGUUGGAAUUGUUUUCAAUACUCUUUUGUGAAUCACAUUUGUAAUUAUGAAAGAAAACUACUCAAGAAGUCUCAAUCACAGCUUUCAUAAAAACAUACUUAAAUAGCUCUUUCCCAUCCAGUGUGGUUGAAAGGUAGCUGCACUGAUGAGACCUACAGUAUAAGUAUCAUUGACCACUUGCUAUCCUUUUGUGGAUGUCCAUGAGAACUAGAAGCUUUCUCUCUCUCUUUCUCUCUCUCUCUCUCUCACACACACACAUUGUUUUAACAGUGGGUUUUCAAAAAGUUGCUUAAAUUUUUUUGAACUCUUUCCAUAUUAGGUUUAAAAAUAUAGAAUCUUAUCACUAAAGCAGUAGACAGGAUAACAUUUUCUCACCUUAUCAUAUCUCACAAUCAGCCCCAGAAGGUAACUUAUUUCUAUUCUUGUUUUAGAGAUGGCAAAAAGAGGGGGGGGGGGACAGUUAAUUAUUAGCUCAAAAUGUCAUCUAGUGAAUGCAUGAUUUAAGUACCUUGGAAUGGAUCUCACUGGACCUGUGUUGGAUACGUAUUCAUAUUUAUUUUGCACACCCCCCCCACACCCCAAAAUUUGUAAAAACCAAUUUCAUGACCCUGAGGAACUUUUAGACUUCCAUUUUCUUGAACAGCAGAUGCCAGCACCCCCAUGGCAAACUGGAGAAAGCGGUUCUGCCACAGUUUACUAUUAAAUAUUGGAUGGAGGAGGUUGCUCGGAAAAAUGCUUAGCAUUUCAUUGCUACCUUGAGUCCCUGUCUGGGAAAAAUGUGAGAUAGUUUUUAAUAUUAUAAAUAUUAAUAUCUUAGGAUGAGCCCCUGUAACAUGGAAUUUAAUUUUGAAAUCAAAUUAAAAAUACAGGCCAGAAAAAAAGGAAAAAUACUACAGACCAAUACACUGGUACCUUGUGUUACAUAUGCUUCAGGUUACAUACUCCGUUAACCCAGAAAUAAUACCUCAGGUUAAGAACUUUGCUUCAGGAUGAGAACAGAAAUCGCAUGGCAGCGGCGCAGCAGCAGUGGGAGGCCCCAUUAGCUACAGUGGUGCUUCAGGUUAAGAACAGUUUCAGAUUAAGAACGGACCUCCGGAAUGAAAUAAGUACUUAACCCGAGGUACCACUGUAAUGCAAAAAUAUCACUAAGAGGGAAAAAGGGAGAAAUAAACUCAUUGAUUAUAGAAGACUUGUGGAACUGGUGGAAUAAAGCCACCUAAGGAGAACCUUGCUAACUAUUGAGAGAGCUUGGAUGUAUGAGCUUUGUAGUCAAACCAGAGUAAGGAUGAAAAACACACACUACCCAUUCACAUUUAUAAGUGUAUUCAAACAUUAAUAAUAGGAGUUCCAUAAACAUGUCAAAAAGAGAAAGUAUGCAUGAGCACAGUAGCCUUUCCCCCAUCCCUGUUACCAUGUGCAUGCAAGGAUGAAUGUACAGAGGUUACCCCACAGCAAACGUUGAAAUCAAAGUGAAGAGGGAGGGCUGUGAAGUUAUCACACUCAUGCAUGCUUUACUCUCUUCACAUGUUUAUUUAAGCCCUGUUAUGAAUGCCUGAGUAGGUUUUCUGUUUGAAUGGAAUGUGAUCCGAAGCUUGAAGGCCUUCCAUUCUGUCAUCCAUUAGUUUAGGAUAUUUCAUGCUACCUUUCAGACAAAGAUCUCAGGGAGCCAUAUCUGUUUUCAUUACAAUCUCGUCAGCUAAGUUAGGUGGACUGAUAGUGAACUGCUGGGGCUACUUCAUGUGGUGGAGCAGAAAUUUGAAUGCAAGACUCCCCUAUCCAAAUCCAACACUCCGCCUAUAAUACUAUAGCAGCUCUGAGCCACAUGUAGAAAAAUUAAUACAUGAGAUUCUGCCAUUUAAUAAUGGUGCAGAGAAUAUGCCAUCCAUAAUUAUGGGCCUGGCUUUUUUAGCUCUCCAUUUUCAUUUGACGAGGCUUAUGAAUGUGUGGCAGCAAUAGAAUAGGAUGGGGCUUUAAGGAGCCUGAAUGUUAUCAGAUCCACUAUUCGAAAGCUGGCAGCAUCUGCAUUUACUGGGUGGUAUGCUUGUGUGGGUUCUACUCUACUAUCUAGUGUAAGUACAUAUUAAAGCUGUCUUAUAUCAGGACAGACUAUUUGUCCAUCUGUCUCACUGUGGUCUACUGCUCUACUCAGAUUGGCAGAAGUUUUCUAGAAUCUCAGAACUCUGCUAGCUGACACUUUUGACUGGACAUUACAGGAAUUAGGUGAGGGACAUUUUGCAUGUAAAGCAUGUGCCCUAAUACUGAGCUAGGAUUGCUUCCUUUCCUACAUGAAUGAUACAGGACAUGACAGUCUUUAGAUUCUUUCUGGCCCUCCUCUGUUGCAAGGUCAAAGCGAACAACCCUAAAUAUAGGGAGGGUGGGACGGGCAAUCUGAUGCACGGGGCAAAAUGAGGAAGCUCUACACCUCGUGCAGGGAGUUUUAGUAUUUCUGGCUGUCAAUCAACAAAUGGCAACAUUAACUUCUUCCCAACAACAAAGGAAGCCCAAUCACAUCUGUGGCCAAUGAUCAAUUAGCCCGCCUCACAACUUUGGAGUGUCCUGUCAGCCCCCACCACAACACAUGCUCUCCAUGAAGGAGAACACGCUUUGUGACUGCAACCCAGAAAUGCACUGAAACAUUUCUUUCUUGUACCAAAAUUAGGUAUACAUUCUGCUUGUUUCAUUGUUGUGCAAAAAAUAAAAGCGGCCUAUUAGAUUUUCACAGGUUUUUGUUUUGUUUUUUGCUUCUUCCUGUUUUCUCAUACUUCACAGUUAA